AUGUUUAAAGAAUUUUUUAAGUUCGGCCAGAAAAAUACCAAUUCUCACCCAAAUGAACAAAAUGAAAGUAAUGAGAUAUAUGGAGGAGACUUCAUCGAAAGAUACGAAUCUAAGGAAGAAUGCCUGGACCUUAAUACACCUUCUACAGAAAGUGCAACAUCGAUUUCCACGCAUAAUAAAGACCUCAAUGAUAAUGUUAACGAAUCAAGAAAGCAAAUGGAUCAACAUAUAAAUAAUGCAAAUUUAAAGGAAAAUCCAAAGAAUAUGAAUAUGUAUGAUAAAACCUUUCUGAAGAGCUUUCUGGAUUUAAAAGAAGAGUUAAAUUCAUCUCGUGAACAACUACAAAAUCAUAAACGAAAACUCGAAACAAAAGAUGAUGAAAUAUUAAAUAUUCGUAAAAAUCUCGAAACAAGAGACAAUGAAAUUUCAAAUAUUCGUAAGGAUCUCGAAGCAAGAGACAACGAAAUAUCAAAUCUUCGUAAAGAUCAUGAAGUAAGAGACAAUGAAAUAUCAAAUAUUCGUAAGGAUCUUGAAGCAAGAGACAACGAAAUAUCAAACCUUCGUAACGGUCUCGAAACAAGAGACAACGAAAUAUCAAAUGUUCGUAAAGAUCUCGAAGCAAGAGACAACGAAAUAUCAAAUCUUCGUAAAGAUCUCGAGGCAAGAGACAACGAAAUAUCAAGCCUUCGUAAAGAUCUCGAAGCAAAAGAUAACGAAAUAACAAGCCUUCGUAAAGAUCUCGAAGCAAGAGACAACGAUAUAUCAAGCCUUCGUAAAGAUCUCGAAACAAAAGAUGACGAAAUAUCAAACGUUCGUAAAGAUCUCGAAGCAAAAGACAAAGAUCUCGAAACAAGAGACAACGAAUUAUCAAAUCUUCAUAAAACUAUCGAAGAUUUGAAAAAUGAGGCCUCAAGGCAUCAAUCCGCUUUGGGUAGAGCAACAAAUUUUCGACUGAGUGAUGAUGAUUGUAACAAUUCGGUUCAACUUAGAGAAGACAUUACAUAUUUGCAAAAAAACAUAAAAGAUUUCUGCAUAGUCAAACCUGGUAUAGACAUUAAUGAGACGGAAGCAAAGAACCUUUUGCAACAAUAUGGAUGUACCGAAUUCACGGAUGAGGAAAACUUUAAAUCACUUCUCAAGGCAGCACUUCAGCGAUGUGUUCUCGAAACAAUCUUAAAAUUAACCCGCGAAUAUUUUCAAUUAACAAAGAAUGAAGGCGAAAAUAUAAAUGAAAGAUUACUCGAAACUUGUAUAGUAUUUGAAGCAAACAGUUUAAUAAAUAAAAUGAAAAAUUUUGCUAAUUUUCGGGAAGGUGAUGAUGAUGUAACCAAAGCAUUGCCUGUCAAACUCCGUCAGCAAAUCUAUGCAGUUCUUGGAAACCGCGGAUUUUCCAAAAUUUUAUCUGAAGAUACGGAGCACCCAUUCAUUAAUGAUAUUCAACAACAACUUAUCGAAAAGAUGGAUAGCUUUCGAACAGUAAAUGAUCCUGGCAAAGCAACAAAAUUGAAUAGCAUGGUAGCAAAUAUUAUUCGUGAUGUUAUUAGAAUUUUCUUUUUCCGACUAAAAGUUCAAGAACCUGAAGCUGAUCCACCUCGUUGGUUUGAACACAAUGAUCAAGUUAAUCCGGAAUUGAUGAAAGGAACAUUUGAUCAAGAUUCGGAUUGUCAAGAUUUGUUACAAAUUUGCUCAUUUCCGUUAAUAGGUAUUGACUUGGAUGAUGAAAAAAAGCGAAAAAUACUUAUCCCUGCUAUAGUACAUACAGAAACAAGAUUGUAA
Molecule: messenger RNA, 1776 nt
Organism: Dentiscutata erythropus
Lineage: Eukaryota; Fungi; Glomeromycota; Glomeromycetes; Diversisporales; Gigasporaceae
Source: the annotation of a GenBank genome assembly